Molecule: messenger RNA, 555 nt
Organism: Daldinia vernicosa
Lineage: Eukaryota; Fungi; Ascomycota; Sordariomycetes; Xylariales; Hypoxylaceae
Exons: 1
Coding region: 1-555 (184 amino acids)
Source: RefSeq, a predicted model, not a curated record
AUGUCCUCCCAACAGCGCGACCCAAAAAUCACCUCCAAGAAUCUUGCCUACUCGAGUGAUCUACCUCCCUUCCUAGCCAAGCUCCGCGGCCAGCACCAGCAACAGCGCGACUCCGACACCCCGGACCCUAUCCUAGCCGCGCGACGACGAGCAGCACGGCCGCGGUCCGCAAGCGAGGAGGCCGAGGACGCACCUCUUGUCGUCGACGAGGCGGGGAACACCGUUACUCUCCCGUCCGGCGCAGACGCGGAUGUUCCUGCAGAUGACGACGCAGGUGGUAGGAAUGACACCGGUGCAGACAACGCGAAAGAGAGGGAGAGAGAGAAAAUAGCCAGCAUUGGGGCGGGUAAAAAACGCAAGGUAGGACGGGUAAUUGGCGGCACUGAAGAGGACGAGGAGCAAAAGCCGUUUAAAAACAUUAAAGGCCGAGAGAAGGAAGAGAGCUCUUCGGCAAAGAACAGCGAUAAACCCGCCGUGGAUGCCAAAUCGGGAACGAAGCAGACCAAGAAGAAGGCCAAGAAAAUCAAGCUCAGCUUUAAUGACGACGGAGACUGA